This is a messenger RNA of Rhopalosiphum padi (bird cherry-oat aphid), 1535 nucleotides long. Its product is annotated as vesicular glutamate transporter 2-like. The record is from RefSeq and is a predicted model, not a curated record. Gene Ontology annotation, molecular function: transmembrane transporter activity. Gene Ontology annotation, biological process: monoatomic anion transport. Lineage: Eukaryota; Metazoa; Arthropoda; Insecta; Hemiptera; Aphididae. The transcript has 8 exons.
AUGUGCAACUCUUCGACUCCCUUCCAUCACCGCGACUUUUUUGACCACCGCGCCCACUUGUCACCAUCGUUCAACCAGUUCGUCAUCGUCAGCGUUGACUCUACCAAUUUUAAUUACAUAAAAUACUACGAUUAUGGAUAUCUUAUCAGUUUCAUACCUGCAGGUGUAUUGUCCACCAUUUAUCCAGCUCACAAUAUUUUUGGGAUUUCUGUCAUCAUUUCGUCGAUCGGUUAUUUAAUCGCAGUCAUAAGUAUAUUAUGUUACGUAAACGCACACGUGCAUUUCGUCUUACAAUUUAUUAUGGGAACGGCUUUGACCGUGGCAUUUAUAUCAAUUGACAGGGUUUGGACGUAUUGGGUUCCACUGGAUAAGCAGACAAUACGUCACGUUCCAAUAGUACUGUACGUUUUGGUAAACAAAGGCGGAUAUUUUUACUACAGCCUUAUCGAACUACACCACAUAUAUUCAUCUUAUACUUUAACUCUACCUAUGGGAAUGAUCGGGUUGGCUUGGUACGUUUUGUGGUUCUACAUGAUCAAUGGUAACCUAUUUCGGGACCCGAACCUCGAUAUCAUUUUAUUUGGAGGUUCCAACAGCCGGCGAUAUUCUUUUGAAACGUCUGGCGUUUCGUUAAUCCGUUCAAUGGUGUCGGACAUACCGUGGAAAUCGCUGUAAACUUCUAAGCCCAUCCUCGUGAUUGGUCUAUUAUACGUGUGUAAUAUUCAAAUAAUUAAUAGAAAAGCAGAUGGUGAUUUCUACGCUACCGCAAUUAAUGAAUGGAAUAUGAGAACAUACACUAUUAUUAUAUUGCUUCUCGUCGUCGUCCUGGUCGAAUUAGUUCCAGAGAUUAUUAUAUCAACUUCCACCACCAGCAUCAGAAAGUUUUGGACUUGCUUAUAUUUUGGUUUAAUGAGCAUAUAUUUUUUCAUGGAAGCAAUUAUCGGCAACACUUUAGAAACCAAUAAAAUGUUACAUUUUGUGCUUAUAGAAAUAGAAUUUCUUUAUACUUUUGGAUUCUACUUAAACCAUUUGGAUAUCGCGCCAAUCUAUGCCAGCUUACUUUAUAGUCUUCUGUUUAGUAUGCAUUAUAUUUCAAAUUUAUUUUGGGAAACAGUCCUAAAAACAAUAAUCAAUUCUAGGAUUCUAGACGAAGCCAGAAUUGACAUGUUUAUGGCAAUAGUAUGUUUGGCGAUGGCAAUGCCCUAUGCUAUUUUCGCAUCGGCGGAAAUUCCAACAUGGACAGCAGAUAAACCAGUAGAAGAAAAUCAACAAGAUAUAAUUGAAAAUGACGACCUACUAUCUGUGUGACUAUGUAAAAGACGAAUAAAAUACAUUUAAUAUUGUAAACAAUACACAUUAGAUGCACUUUAAUAAGUCAUUUAGGUAAUAAAGAUAAUACAAUUAUGUAUUAUUAGUGUUGUUAUUUUUAAUUUCUGUUUAUUAUCAUCUAUGUGUAGGACCAACAAUAUUAUCGCAAAUAACCAAGUAUUUUAUAAAGUAAAUUUAUACUGAUGAAUAAUAACAAUUAAAAAGAA